UUGAUGGAUUCGAACAGCUUAAAGACCAAUUCGCCUUCUUCUUCCAAAAGCAGAAAGAGGCAGCAGCAGCAGCAGGAGCAAGGAACGAGGUUCUUGGGAGUAAGGAGGCGGCCAUGGGGUCGAUACGCAGCCGAGAUAAGAGAUCCUUCCACUAAAGAAAGGCAUUGGCUUGGCACAUUCGACACGGCCGAGGAAGCUGCCUUGGCCUAUGACCGUGCCGCUCGGUCCAUGCGCGGCUCCAAGGCUCGAACCAACUUCGUUUAUCCCGACAUGCCCUUCGGUUCAUCCGUCACCUCCAUAGUCUCCCCCGAUGAAUCACACCACGACUUUUUCUCCAUUGAUAUUCCACCUUUCCAAAACGAUGGGAACCAGAAGCAGCUUUUCUUCUCUACUCAAGACCCUUUCACUGCGUGCCAGUUCUCUUCCGGGUGGAUCCAAGAGACUAGCAAUGGCACAGUCGAUUCUUACAGGCCCAUCACCGGCAUCAUGGAUGUCGGAGACGGUGGUUCAAGGCAGUUCGGCCAUGAUUCCGAGCUUCCACCUUUGCCUCCGGAUGUCUCAUCCGGAUUUGAUAUGAGCUGUGGAAGUUGGAAUGAAACAGGGUUUUUCGGGUUCUCGGAUCAAACUGCGUACGGAUUUGACUCGGGGGCGAGUGGAACCUUUAUAGGCUUGAACUCUGAGGCGGAAACCACCGCGUUUGAUUUGAGUUCAUCGUCAAGUUACUUUCUUUAAAUAACCGCCAACAGAAAUAAUCAAGAGUACUGCAACUACUAGCGUCCUUGGGUUGUCAAUGGAUUUGGUUUUCAUCAUAAUGAUUAAUUAAGACAAUAGCAUGUGAUCAACUCUACACAUAGAUGGACC
This is a messenger RNA of Hibiscus syriacus, 861 nucleotides long. Its product is annotated as ethylene-responsive transcription factor LEP-like. The transcript has a single exon. NCBI's taxonomy places the organism in Eukaryota, Viridiplantae, Streptophyta, Magnoliopsida, Malvales, Malvaceae. Gene Ontology annotation, molecular function: DNA-binding transcription factor activity; DNA binding. The record is from RefSeq and is a predicted model, not a curated record. Gene Ontology annotation, biological process: regulation of DNA-templated transcription. Bases 4 to 732 code for a protein of 242 amino acids.